AUGACUUCAGAGACCACUUAUGCUGAAUUGAGUUUCAAAAAUGAAUCCAAGUCCUCAAGCACCAAAUCAUGGCCUCCUGCAGCUCCCAAAGAGAAGACCAGCCCACACAAAAGUAACCCCAGUUUUCCCAAGCUACUUUUUGCCUCAUUGCUGGUACUUCUGCUGCUAUUGGCAAUCUCAUUUUUUAUCACUUUUAUCAAGAAAGAUUGGAGCUGCUGCCCAAAGGCUUGGAAGUCAUUUAGUUCCAACUGCUACUUUAUUUCUACUAUAAUAAGAAAUUGGACUGAGAGUGAGAGGAACUGCUCAGAAAUGAAGGCUCACCUGCUGGUGAUAAACACCAAGGAUGAACAGGAUUUUAUCUUCCAGAACCUGGAUACAUAUUCUGCUUAUUAUAUAGGGCUGUCAGACCCAAAGGGAAAAAGAGAUUGGAAAUGGGUUGAUCAAACACCAUACAAUGAAAGUGUCACAUUUUGGCACUCGGGUGAACCCAGGAAUCUUGAUGAGGGUUGUGUUAAGCUACAUUUUCGUUAUCUAACAAGAAAAUGGGGCUGGAACAAUGUUCCUUGUAAUGGACAUCACAAGUCGAUGUGCAAGGUGAUGAAGAUCUACUUAUGAAUGGGAACAUUCUGCAUGAACAUGUAGUUGAAUUGGUAUCCACUAUUACAGAGAUAGCUAACUUGCUCUUUUUAUUCAUGUGUAAGUCUUGUGUAAGGAAUCUUCAUAGCAUUUUUCAGUAGGCUGUCACCUAUUCCAUUUAUGAUAGAAUCAGUAUACACAUUCAUUCAUUUGUGCCUUCUCCAUGUGUAGAGACCAUACUGGAGAGCUCUUUUGCAGACACAUGGAGGAAGCAUGAGCAUCCUUUCCAAAUCUUUG
This is a messenger RNA of Neomonachus schauinslandi (Hawaiian monk seal), 873 nucleotides long. RefSeq names its product C-type lectin domain family 4 member A-like. NCBI's taxonomy places the organism in Eukaryota, Metazoa, Chordata, Mammalia, Carnivora, Phocidae. The transcript is spliced from 5 exons. The record is from RefSeq and is a predicted model, not a curated record. The coding region runs from base 1 to 615 and encodes 204 amino acids.